UACCUAUGUAUGUGUGUGGGUAUAAAGUCCUUUUUUUUAAUUGUUAGGAAAACUCAGAAUAAGAAAGUGCAAGUAUUUGUACUCUACUCUUUGAAUGAAGGCUAAAAUUUCAAAGCAGUUAAAUCACUUGCCAAAAUGGUACAAGUUCUACAGUUCUCAAUCUUGGUAGGAAUCAAAAAUUUUAAAGGACAUUUAUUUUUUAUUUAUGCAAAAUCUUUGGCCCAGUGCAAUGUGUUUCUGAAUUAGCAGAUAGAUCUGAGAGAGGCUUGGACAUCUGUAUAUUUACAAAACUUCAUAGGGGGUUAAAGGUAGUUGGAGGUAACAAGAUGGUGCAGAAACAAGGACUUCAGAGUUAAGGCCACUGAUCUUCCUAAAAUAUCACUUCUUUUCUUCUCUCUGAAGAUUAAUCCUUUGUCAACUGCAUCUUACCUACUCUAGUAUGGUGAUGAAUAACAGUGUGACUGAAUUCAUUCUGUUUGGGUACCCAUGGGAUGAAGGAAAGCAGAAAGUGAAAUUUGAGGUUUUCUUGGUUCUUUACAUUGUGACAUUGUUGGGGAACUUUCUCAUUGUAGUGACUAUUAAAACAAGUAGGACUGCUGGGAGUCCCAUGUACCUCUUCCCAUUCUAUCUGUCCUUUGCUGAUGCCUGCUUCUCUAUGACCACAGCCCCCAGAUUGAUUGUGGAUGCCCUUUCUCAGAAGAAGACCAUUUCCUUCAAUGAGUGCUUGACUCAGGUCUUUGCAGUCCAUUUCUUUGGCUUCACAGAGGUCUUUGUGCUCAUCCUCACGGCCUUUGAUCACUAUGCAGCCAUUUGUAAGCCCUUGUGGUACGCAACCACCAUGAGCCAGCAAGUUUGUGUUGUGUUGGUGAUUACGGCCUGGGUGGGAUCUAGUAUCCACUCUUCAGCACAGAUUUUCCUGACUUUGAGAUUGCCCUUGUGUGGCCCUAAUGUGAUUGACCACUAUUUCUGUGACUUGCUGCCCUUGUUGAAACUUACCUGCAUGGACACAUUUAUGACAAAUUUGCUAGUUGUUUCUAAUAAUGGGGCUAUCUGCAUGGUGAGUUUCAUAAUUCUGCUUAUGUCCUAUGUUGUCAUCUUGUUAUCUCUGAGAAAUCACAGUGCAGAACAAAACAAAAAAUUUCUUUCCACGUGCACCUCCAACUUUAUUGUGGUUGUCAUAUCUUUUGGCCCAUGUAUAUUUAUAUACACAUGUCCACCACCCACAUUUCCAAUAGACAAGAUGGUGGCUGUGUUUUAUACAAUUGGGACACCCUUGCUCAAACCUCUGAUUUAUACACUGAGGAAUGUAGAAAUGAAAAAUGCCGUGAAAAAGUUAUGGUGUAGCAAAGUAUGACUUCAGUUGAUCAAUGAUAUAUGG
Molecule: messenger RNA, 1378 nt
Organism: Equus caballus (horse)
Lineage: Eukaryota; Metazoa; Chordata; Mammalia; Perissodactyla; Equidae
Source: RefSeq, a predicted model, not a curated record